AGGACACAACCUCCCUCACCAACAACCUCAUCGCGCAACCUGACAAACUACAUGGAAGCAGAAGUACCGGCGAGGUCUGCAGAGAAACUUCAUCACUACUGACAUCAGUUUAUUGAGCUGAAAUUCACCCGACAUGCAGUUCCAUCACGCGAACGCGCCUCUUUACGCACCAACGCCCGCGCCGUCGGUUCACCCGACGCCUUUCUACAUUGAGGACAUUCUGGGCAGAAACGGGUCCGCGUCCAGCCCGGCCGUGCCGACCCCGACACUACCGUCUCCAAACUCAUCUUUCACAAGUCUGAUACCCUCUUAUCGGACCCCAAUCUACGAGCCCACGCCGAUCCACCCGGUUUUGUCGCCGCACGCUCUGACGGCUACGUACGCGUCCAUCUACCCGUUCCAGCGCUCCGUGGGCGACUUUACCCACGCGCUGAUCCGACACGACCCACUGGGUAAACCUCUGAUGUGGACGCCGUUUAUUCAGCGACCCCUUCAUAAGCGUAAAGGUGGUCAGGUUCGCUUCUCUAAUGAUCAAACCAUUGAGCUGGAAAAGAAGUUUGAGACGCAGAAGUAUCUGUCACCACCCGAGAGAAAAAGACUCGCUAAAAUCCUACAACUCAGCGAGAGACAGGUGAAAACCUGGUUUCAGAACCGCCGGGCGAAGUGGAGGCGACUAAAACAGGAGAAUCCAUCGAGCGUCAAGAGAGAUCUACAGGACCGAGGAGCUGAGAGAAACACUGACAGAUCGAGUCCAGACGCCACGCGCAAGCGCAGUGAGCUCGAUUCAGACGUGUCUGAUGAUUCGGAUCAGGAGCUGGAUAUUGAAGAAGACACAGAUUUCUCAAUAAACCCAUAAUGAUGACAUUCAUCACCAGCGCUGUAAAUACUGUAGUAUAUUGUACAUUUGCCGAGACUGUAGCAAGAAAUAAAUUAAUGUAGAAGAUUAUCCUUAAACUAUCAUUGUCAAACUGUGAUGAUAAAUGUAUAUCUAGUGUGUUUAGUGUCUUUUGUGCUGUGUAAAUAUUUUUAUUCAAUAAACAAUAUU
Molecule: messenger RNA, 1045 nt
Organism: Paramisgurnus dabryanus
Lineage: Eukaryota; Metazoa; Chordata; Actinopteri; Cypriniformes; Cobitidae
Gene: hhex
Product: hematopoietically expressed homeobox
Biological process (GO): regulation of transcription by RNA polymerase II; cell differentiation
Molecular function (GO): RNA polymerase II cis-regulatory region sequence-specific DNA binding; DNA-binding transcription factor activity, RNA polymerase II-specific
Source: RefSeq, a predicted model, not a curated record